CUUAUCACUAUCUGCAGGCAGCAGGAAGCUAAAGACUGGGUGCUUCUACUUAUAGCGUAUAUGUAUCUUUCUAAGGAACAAACAGAGCAUAGCUGUUAGUGUGUAUAUACUGUGCUUAUAACUCUUAUUAUGGUGCCUCUGUGUCAUUUUGGAAGGGAAACUUGAAACAUGGAACAGCAGGUCUGGGUUCGACUGGCCAAGUCCCUACUCCUAGUCAGCUGCCUCUUCAUGAUGCUCCUGUGCUUAGCCACCUGCAUCCUGACAGUAAUGACUGGGCUUGGAGGGCAUUUUACUGCGAUGAAAACCAACGCUCCCCCCGAUAGCCCACUCAGAGGAAAACAUAGUGCCAUGGUGCUUUAUGGCAGUGGGGUCAGUGCUUUGCUGCUGCUACUCAUCCUUCUCAGCUCCAUUUCUGUCCUGCGAGAGUCUCGGCACCUCAUGGCAUCGACUUUUCUUGGCUUUGGAUGUAUGUUCUGCAUUCUCACAACAGGAGUGACCUGGAUACAGGACUCUCAGCAACAGGUUGAUACCUCAUUACUAGAUGUUUAUGAUGGGCUCUAUGAGCAAGUCCUCCGGGACCCCCUACAUGUGCACAGGGAGCAACUGCAGAUAAUGCAUGAAACGCUCCAGUGCUGUGGAAAGUUCAGGGAUGGCUUACCAAGAACUGAGGUGCAUAGCUUGUGCAAGAAUGCAGAAGAGAGACAGGACUGUGUGGUAGUGAUUUCUAAGGUUCUUCAAACACACUGGACCUUGGUUCAAGUUGUACUUCUUGUUUCUCUUGGAUUUAUAGUUCAAGGAAUGUUCCUUUCCUCCUUCCUCUACUUCUCUUUCCCUAGAGGAGCAAACUGGGUUCGCAGAGGAGAAUACAGCCUGAAAAAUGCAUUGGAACUGCGCUCAGAUCUUAAUCCUGAUAUUCCCCUUGCUCGGCUUCUUCCCCGAGCUGAAUAAGAGCUAGAUAGAUAUCCAUAAACUCUUAUCCCAAUUACAGGAAGGACAUGUCCCACAGACUCAAUUUUAA
Molecule: messenger RNA, 1018 nt
Organism: Xenopus laevis (African clawed frog)
Lineage: Eukaryota; Metazoa; Chordata; Amphibia; Anura; Pipidae
Gene: tspan32.L
Product: tetraspanin 32 L homeolog
Exons: 8
Coding region: 169-948 (259 amino acids)
Cellular component (GO): membrane
Source: RefSeq, a predicted model, not a curated record